Messenger RNA from Diospyros lotus (date-plum), 1424 nucleotides. RefSeq lists its product as uncharacterized. Bases 255 to 1226 code for a protein of 323 amino acids. The transcript has 4 exons. Lineage: Eukaryota; Viridiplantae; Streptophyta; Magnoliopsida; Ericales; Ebenaceae. The record is from RefSeq and is a predicted model, not a curated record.
GGGGCAGGUGGAGAGAGAGAGAGAGAGAGGGGUGAGUUUUGUGUUAUUAAAGCACAAAUUUUUCUUGGGGGGUGCAGUGUCUGAGAGACUGUGAGAGAGAGAAGGAGAGAGAGGGAGGUUUCUCUCUCUAAAAAUCCGUUCGAAAAGAUCAUUUCUUCCAUCUCUGGCUUGGAGGAGGAGGAGGAGGAGGAGUCGUCUUCUUCUUCUUCUUCUUACUCAUCAAAUCUCACUUUUCUGUUUCUGUCCACAGAGAGAUGAGGAUCAGGAAACGCUUCCCUCUCUCUUCGUUCUCCUCCCCACCCCAUCUCUCAGAUCCCCAACUCCUCCACCGUUUCCCGGCGGUGCAACACCCCGUCCACGGCGGAGCGCAGCCGCCCCCACCUGGCCGUCCCUUAGCGCAAGAGGGCAGCAGCAGGACUAGUCCUCCGCCGUCCGAUCCUCCAAAUCAGCCGCCCAAUCAGCCGCCGGCGAUCAGAAGGGGAAGCACCAGAUGGGUUUCCGAGGUGAAUCGGCAAAAGGCUUUGGAAGGCGAAGAGGGUGAAGAAGAGAGAUUGGAAGACGAAGAAGAGAGGAGCAAGCAUAGCAGGAAAGGAAGCAUCCUAUGUGCACAAGUAGGUGCUGGCCAUCUGCUACCUACUGCAUCUUCUCACCAAGAGGAAAGAGUAGAGAUACUUGUUCCGCCCAAGAAGAGAAGAGGGAGCUUUGAAAGAAGCAGGCAAGGCGAUGAGACGGCGAUAACAAUGGAGGAAGAGAAGAAGGAGGUCAAGCCCGAAGUGAAGUCCAAGAGAAGCAAGAAAAGCGGCAAUAAUGGCGCCGGUGGUGGGAAGAAGAAGGCGAGGGUUAGAGGAAACGAGAUCAUGGAGGGAUCGCGAUGCAGCCGCGUUAACGGGCGAGGGUGGAGGUGCUGCCAGCCGACUCUUGUGGGCUACUCUCUCUGCGAGCACCAUUUGGGAAAGGGAAGGCUUCGAAGCAUGGGAAGCGUCCCGAGCAGUACUGCAGCCGUAGCUGCAGCUCCGGCUAGUGUACCAGCACUGGAAGAUGAUCGUCGCGAUGGCAAUGAUGAUGAUGAGGAUGAGGAUGAGGAGGAGGAGGAGGAAGAGAAGCCGGCGACGAUGAGGAAGAAGAGGGUGAAGCUUGGCAUGGUGAAAGCUCGAUCCAUAAGCAGCUUGCUUGGCCAAACAAACAAUGCAGUUGUAGCAGCAGCAGUCUGUGAUGAUGACAAAUGAGUGGUAGUGUUAUUUCAUGUGCUUGAAUCGAACAAACUGUAAGCUUAGUUUCAAGUUCUAUAUAUUAUCUGGGUUUUGGGUACUGAUCAAGAACAUGUGUUAAUUUGAAGACUUGUUUCUUAUUUACUUAGAUAUAUAUAUAUAGAUGCUUGAAUGGAACAAAGUAUUUGGUGAGAAAAUUAUGUUUUAUGUUUUGAU